Molecule: messenger RNA, 1359 nt
Organism: Leptosia nina
Lineage: Eukaryota; Metazoa; Arthropoda; Insecta; Lepidoptera; Pieridae
Source: the annotation of a GenBank genome assembly
AUGAAAUUCAACUCGUCGGGCGUCGGCCGCCUUCGCUCGACUAGCGAUCGAGCUGGCUCGCGACGUGAUCCGGCUCGGGCCGUCGACGCAUCAUCAUCGAAACCCGACGUGACUCCACACACCAGCGCCACCGCCGCUGACGCCACCGCCGAUGACGCCACCGCCGCUACCGUCGCCGCCGAGAUCGCUGCGACGCCCAUGCCUUCCUUCCUCGAUUCCAUCGAAUCGCAUUUCCUAGCCCUAUCGCAAGGCUCUCCCGAGGUCCUGGACGCGAUGUUCCGGUCCCUGUCGGGUGACGUCCCUCCUGCGCCGCGGGGCUCCCCGAGAGCGUUGCUUUAUUCCGACGCAAUUGCUUACGCAAUUGUAAGGAAGCAAGUAGCGUUCUCGGACGGCCUAAACGCGGCGGUCAGGGCGUACCUUGACAGGACCGAGACAGAGCUAAGGGCCGAGGGAUUGCUAAGCACUCCCCUAACGCAGGACGAGUCGGCAGUUGCCUACGGCAACAUUGCACGGUCGACCCCCCUGCGUCGCCCCCCCCGGCCGCCUCCUCCCUGCCCCGACCCCGUGGGGCUCGCGGAAUCCCCCUCCCCCUGCGGAUCCUCGGCUGCGACGAAGACUCGCGCCCGCUGCCGCGCCCGCUGCGCGCGCUAUCGCGCGCCCGCCGCCGCGCUUGCCGCGCCUAUCGCCGCGCCUGCCGUACGCUCCGCGCACACUCCGAGCGCCGCGCCUACCUCGAGCGCCGAGCCCGCUACUACGAUCGACGCACCCCGGUCGUUCGCACAGCUCGCGGCCGCACCUGCCGCGGGCCGCCGCCCGGCAUCGCCGCUGCCACAGACGUCCACCGCUACCACCGCCGCUGCCGCUGCCACCCCGCGCUACCCGCCACUAAUUGUGGAGGUCCUGCCCGAGUGGACGACGCACUUCCGUGCCCUGAGGGACCGUCUCGGGCACGCGCCGAACGCGCGCCCCUUCGGCAGAGGGGUGCGCUUCUCACCAAAGUACGGGGAGGAGUACCGCACCGUGCAACGGUACCUGACGGAGCUCGAGAAGAACCAGAAGCAUUCAUCGAUCGUCGACGCUUUAACGUAUGACGCAACUGUUCCGAUCACUCUGUGCCAAAGGCUUUGUGAACCGAACACGACCCGUCCGAUUUGGACCCGUUGGGCGGCGGAUUACAAGCCGAUGAAAAAUUCCACGAGCUCCGAUAGAACGAGGCAAAUUGAAUAUGACUGGAGUUUGUUAGAUUCGACGCUCAUGACGCAGUGUUUUCCAUAUCAGCUUAUUGUUAGUGUAUUCCAAUCCGGUGUUUCCGAACUAUACAUGCAGCUAUCCAACGAAAUUCCUAUAACAGAUAUUUGA